GCGCAAGCGGAACUGCCUUAGAGCGGCAGAGGAAGAGGGAAAUUUAAAAGUGUAGGCACUUAUUCAGUGUCAACACCAGCUGUUAGGGGAACGAUCCUAAAUAGGCCACUGCUUCCUGUGCACGUACACUACACAGCCCAAAGAAGCCGUUAUGUCCUUCCCUAUCUAGUGCACUUACAUCAGAAGCAGGACGCCAUUUGUAAUUCCGCCAGUGUAGUCGCUAUGGCAGGAAGCCGUCUCACCCUGGAGUUUACUGCAGUGUAAUAUAGCUAAUACACGGCGUAAAUAAUCUAUAAUGGACCAUUUCCGAGUUUCGUCCUUGUGUCUGGACUCUCCUUCCAAACACAGCUAUAUUGGGAGCUUUUACGCGCCUCCGGACAGGAUUCCCGCGCAGCUGAUGGGUCAGCACCAGCACAGGUCCAGCAACAGCCUGAUGAAAGCCAGCAGACAGACCCAUGACCCAGAGCCUGGCACCGGCAGCAGAGCAGUGAUAGCAGCACUGAAAACCCUGCAGGAGAAGAUGAGGAGGCUGGAGCUGGAGCGUAUGCAGGCAGAGAAGAACGUGGAGAGGUUUGCUCAGGCUGCACGCCAGGUUGCCAGCUCUGGAAACCAAAGCAGUCAGCAGAUGCAGAGCAGAGAGGGAGAAUCCUCAAAGAGAAAAGAGCUGGUAUCUCAGUUACACUCGGCAGAAGCUCGGUGCUCUCUGUUGGAAAAACAGCUGGAAUACAUGAGGAAGCUGGUGGAGAGCACACAGAGAGAGAAAACCGCUCCAGUGGACAGAAAGGAGUGUGUGCAGCAGCAGCAGCAGAACAAACCCACUGAGCCACAGAUCCAGGCUCAGCUGCAGAAACUGGAGGAAGAGUGUAUUAAGCUUACCAACACACAGUCUGAGGCAGAGAGGAAGAUUAAAGUCUUGGAACAGAAGUUACUCGAAGAGGAACACGAGCGCAAACUCGUGCAGGAGAAAGCUGAGGAGUUACAGAGAGAGCUGGAGGCUAACCUGCUAUUUUCAGCUGCUGAGGUGAAACCCAAGAAGAAGAAGAAGACCAAGGAGAAGACCUUGAGUAAGAAAUCCGCUAAUACGGAGGUUCCUCGAUGUGUCCCUAAGACCAAGCGAAUGCCGUUCGUCGCUGGAACAUCAACAAGCCCUAGUCACUCAGUUAACGCCAACGUUCAGACUGUGCUGCAUCUGCUGAAGACCAGGCAGCCUCGGACGUGUGAGAGGAUGCAGUCUCUGCGUGACUGCGAGCCUAAAAAACGCAGCGGCUCUCACCGAGCCCCGCAAUCCCCCAGCGACGGAGCUGCAGCUAUGGGCAGCCUUUCUGAGCUGCUGCUAGCCCUGCAGGACGAACUGGGCCACAUGAGCUUUGAACAUCAGGAGCUGGUCAGGCAGAUAGAUGAGACUGAUAAACGCGAGCUGAGGGAGGAUCUGGAGAGAGAGCUGGACUGCUUAGUCAGGAGGAUGGAAGAGAAGGCGGCCCAAAUCACCAAGCUACGCAAGCACCAGCAAACCGUCCAAAAGCUGUCCCAGGGCAGUCCGAAGCAGAAGCCGAAGCCAAGGCGCGCAGCGAGCGCUGACAGCCGGUGUUUAAACAGAGUCCAGGUAGUGCCUUCGUCUGUAGGUAAAGCCUCGCCCUCCAGACCACAGAGGCAUCAGUCGGCCGGUCACGAGCGUCUACAGCUGCUCCGAGACGCCCAGAAAAUGCAGUCGAGUCUCCGCCAACAAGACAUCAGCUGGGAAACAUAAAUCCUCAAUAUCCUGCUCAACUCUGAGCAAGGAGCAGAGGAAAGAAAGUGAGGACAAACACUGAAAUGUAAAUGUGUUAUUACUGUGAUCGCUCUAAGGAUGUGUAUUUUGUGAUGUAAAGCUCAUAACUGUUGACAGAAUGACCGAUGUGUGCGUUUGUAUAUUUUUUUUUAUGAUGUGUCCAUGUUUUCUUGUCAGUCUUGGAGUUUAAGUAGGGUUUUUUUUUUUUUCAUGGUUUUUAUUAUAUACAUCUUUGCACUGUAUAAAUAUUUAAAUAUUUUAAUAAAAUAUCAUCAUGGAUA
Molecule: messenger RNA, 2049 nt
Organism: Pangasianodon hypophthalmus (striped catfish)
Lineage: Eukaryota; Metazoa; Chordata; Actinopteri; Siluriformes; Pangasiidae
Gene: cep57l1
Product: centrosomal protein 57, like 1
Exons: 11
Coding region: 296-1747 (483 amino acids)
Cellular component (GO): centrosome
Molecular function (GO): gamma-tubulin binding; identical protein binding; microtubule binding
Source: RefSeq, a predicted model, not a curated record